This is a messenger RNA of Naegleria fowleri, 3132 nucleotides long. RefSeq lists its product as uncharacterized. NCBI's taxonomy places the organism in Eukaryota, Heterolobosea, Eutetramitea, Acrasida, Naegleriidae. The transcript has a single exon. The record is from RefSeq and is a predicted model, not a curated record. The coding region runs from base 1 to 3132 and encodes 1043 amino acids.
AUGACCCCACGAUUAUUUAAGGGUACACAGCUCGCCGUGAUGGCCUUAAUGCUUGUUCUGUUCCUCGUACAACUUCUUUUAUCCUCGGUGGUGGUGGAGGCAGCCUCCUCUCAGAGAGGGUGUGUCUUGAAUCGAGAAGGGGAUUGUAGUGUCGUGUCGGAUCGAUCCUCUCUAGUGUUGUCAUUUGAUCCCAAGAAUAUGCCUCAGGUUUCUUCGAAGGAGGUAUUGGAUGUUAAGGGAUGUGGAGCCAUUCAGGGCUACUAUGCUAAUCCUCUCUGUAAAGAGAAAUGGUACCGAAAGAUGAAGUAUCGAAAGGUUGUAUUUCCAACCCAAGAGGUUGCUGCUUCUGCUGAACCCAUUCCAGUACCAACUACCAAGUCAAGCACAGGAUCGGACGCCUCAAGCACUUCAUCAACACCAUCCACAACUGCUACUACAAGUACGACUACUUCUACAAGUACCACUUCUAAGGACACCGCAACGGCAUCAUCAACCACUACUGCAACAGCUACCCCAUCCUCAGGUGCAGAUGCAUCAGGACCAAGCCUUGUUGAUGCUACUAUCAUCUCGACCAACUCGUUGAACAAAAAGUAUUCUUCAGAGAAAGAAAAGACUGUAGGUACAGCUCCUCUCGUGACUUCUUUGAACUCAAUUAAGAAGGGUAACAACACGAUGAAACCUCUUUCAAAGAUUGAAAAGUCCGGUUCCAGAACUCAACAACCAUCAGCAAGCAGAGUUCCAAGCGUUACCUCUUUGACCUCUGCUUCAGUGAAUCUUAAAUCAAAGACAGCAACAAAGAAUAGAGUAACAACCUCAUCUUCUGUUUCCUCUUCCAGAAAGGCUGUAGGUGUUAAUGGAAAACGUGCCUCAUCAAGUGCUGCAACAACCAAAUCAGUUGUGGGAACUAGAGCCUCCAAGACAUUGACAGAAAAGAGCACCUCACAAGUGAACAAGAAGAAUGUUGUUGUUUCACGAGCUUCACGAAAAUCAUCAAAGAGCUCAACUGGAAUUUCUGCUACCUCCGCCUCAACUGUCAGCACACAAUCAGCUCUAUCAUCAGUCAACGGCGUGUCUUCAAAGAAAGCUGUUGCAUCUUCCAGUACCGUUUCUUCGUCUAAAAAAUCCUCUCUUGUAGGUAAGUACAGGGCGAGAGUCAACCAAGGUGCUGAUAAAAGUGUUACUAAACCAGUAGUGAAGAAGACAGUGACAACAACACCUUUGAAGAAGAGUACUGCCUCAGAUAUGAAGAAGUCCGUGACUAGAACUGGCACGCAAUCAAGAAAAUCAGCUUCAUCAUCAAGUGCAACAUCUUCAUCAGCAGUGACAACCCAAUCAUCAGUGUCGUCUAAAUCGUCAAAGGCUACAGCAACAAAGAAUAGUGGCGCCUCCUCAGCUGUGUCUCUUGAUCAAAAAGUAAUCAAACGUCCUGUUACCUCAAAAUCAUAUGUGGUUGCUUCCAAGAAUGCAUCAUCCUCAAAUAGAGCAAGAUCUUCCACAAAGAAGAACUCAACAAGUUUAGCUACAAGUUCUUCGGACAACACAACCAGCCAAAAGGUCCAAACUAAGAAAUCCUCUGAAAGAGAAUUGUCAAAGGCAUCCACAAGAACCUCAGGUACAGCAGCCUCAUCAAUGCAAACCCAAUCAUCUUUGGCCUCAAAGACUUCAAUCAAGGGUGUAGUUUCCACAAAGAAGACGUCAGCUGCUGAAGCAAGAACUGUCAAGUCCAGCACACCAUCACAAAGUAGCACCGGUGUAACAACAAAGCGCCCACCAAGAGCACAGACCAACAGCUCCGCAGCCGUAUCCUCUAGAAGCGCUCCAAAGGAUUUGUCAAGAAGUAAAGCAACUAAAACCGUCAGUCAGAUCACUAAGGCCACCACAAAAACCUCAUCAAGCACUCCAUCUAAAGCGUCUGCCACCAAAGGAUCAAAACACCAACAAGCACCAAAAGCUGCAACAACUUCCUCAUCCACUAACACUUCGUCGAACACAAGCCAAGUUUCAUCCUCUCAAACAUCAAUCUCUGCUACUCCAUCUCAAACACCAACCUCAGACGUCUCAACGCAAUCCUUGAAGACAAACUUUUUGUCAAGCAAUACUUUCAAGCCACUUUCUGUGGAGGCAAUCAGUAAUGUUCCAGCAACAGCUUCAUCGGAUCCAAGCUCACAGACAAGCAGUAGCUCUACCAGUGCUACCUCAACAAGUGCAUCCACUCCAAGCGCUACUGAAGCAACUGCAACCACUACACCAGUAGAGAAUAAGGAUCUCACAAAACCAACGACAACUACAACAACAAGCGCUUCUGAAUCUGUCGAUACUGGAUCCACACCAUCUCCAAACGAAGCAACCAAGUCCCAAACAACUGAAAAGCCACGUUCAGUACAAACUGUCCCUGUCGUUGGUAGAUUUUCUGGCAAAUCCUCUCGAUCUCAGAGAAGAUCAAGCACCUCCGUAGGAACUCUCGAUUUGAAGGAUCUCCUGUCUCAAAUUAAACGAGUGGACAAGAAGCCACGUCGUGGUCACGCCAAGAAGCGUUCAGCAAAGAAGUGCUCCAAGCCAACUUCAAAUCCAUCUCAAGUUUCCUCCACUCCAAUGAUUAACAACAUUCAAAAUAUUCAACCUUCUCCAAUGUACAUGUAUCCACUUCCUCAAUAUCCAGAUCUUUCUCGUUACAAUGAUUAUGAGAGAUCUUCUAUUCGAUCGUUUUUGAGAGAGAGGUUCUUGGAAUACUUGCAGAACAAAAAUGCCAAGACAGAGAACCAGGAAGGUGUUGUUGAGCAAAUCAAGAAACUCAUUGCACAACUUCCACAACAGCAAUCACAAGGUGCCCUCCCACUCCAAUCAUUGAACAAUGUUCAAGGUCAAAACAAGGUAUUGUCUCAAGCAGUCCAACGCAUGGGUGUAGCUACUCGAAAGCUCAAGAAGGCUCAAGCAAAAGAAGAUCGAGUCCUUAAGGCUGUAGAAAAGGCCAAGAAGGCUCUCAAUCAUGCCAAGAAAAACUCUGAGGAAAAGCAACGAUUCCUCGAGAAGACCACCACUAAACAAUCUGACCUUGUUGACAAGAUGAAGGUUGAAAAGGAUAUUAUUGUGAAACUUAAUGAUUAUCUCAAGAAACAACAACAACAACAAUAA